GGAAUUAGAUUCGUGACGUCGGAGCAGUGUGAAGUCAGUCUGUUAGACGUGGCGGGAGAAUUUUGAGUGCGUUUUUAUCGUUGUAUUUCAUUUUCAGAAGAAAACAUUUGCUUUUAUUCGCGGGUACAAUGUGGAACCAAGGUAAAUAUGGUGAGGCCAGUAUGGCUGGAUACACACAGUCUCCAGGAGGAUUUGCAUCGCCUGCUGCCUCUCAGGGGGGAGAAAAGAAAGGGAGAUCGCGGGCGCAGCAGAUUGUUCCCUGUUCAGUGUCCCAGCUGAUGUCUGCCGUGCAGGCAGAGGACGUCUUUAAAGUGGGGGAGGUAGAGAUCGCACAGGUAACUAUUGUUGGAAUUAUAAGAAGCACUGACAAAUCUACAAUCAACAUCCAGUACAAGGUAGAUGACAUGACUGCAGCUCCCAUGGAUGUGAAGCAGUGGAUAGAUACAGAGGACAUGGGCGUUGAUAACUCAGUCAUUCCUCCAGGCACUUAUGUCAAAGUCUCCGGCAACCUACGCUCUUUCCAGAAUAACCGAUCUUUGGUGGCAUUCAGCAUAAGACCUCUGGAGGACAUGAACGAAGUUACUUCACACAUGCUAGAGGUUGUUCACACUCAUAUGCAGCAGAGCAAACCACAGGCCAUGAUGGGAGGUGGAGGAGGGAUGAAUAUGAUGCCCACUUCGCAUACAAGCAUAGGUGGCAUGGGUUCAGCAGGGGGCUAUUCUGGUGCUAGUAUGAUGCUUGUCAAUGGAUUGAGUGCCAACCAGAACCAAGUUUUGAGUUUGAUCAAGAGCUGUCAUGAUCCUCAAGGCAUCAGCACGCAAGACCUCAAGCAAAAGCUGAACAGCAUGAGCGUUGCUGUCAUCAGGCAAAUUGUGGAUUUUCUCAGCAACGAAGGACACAUUUUCUCCACCAUCGAUGAGGACCACUUCAGAUCAACAGACAAUGAAGUCUAAUUAUAAUCUUGUUAGAUCUGUAUUACCAGAGUUUGCCAUAGAGCCAACAACCAGCAACCCUUAAGUUCAUUUUCAAAUCAUUGGGCCUUGUUUAUGAAGUAUGAGCAGAACAAAUUUGUAUGUAAAUCGUUAGUAAAAACUAUUCUUUUGUAAAUUGUCCCUUUCCAUUCAGUGGAUGCAAAAAUGCAUUUACACACAUUUGUUCUGCUCAUGUCACAGUGUCAGUUGUGCUGGCCCAUUUAUGUUAAGAAUAUAAGGAUUUGACAACCCAUGUUAAUGUUGUUGUUUUUUCAAUAACCACAUGUAUCUUCAGUAUUUUUUUUUUUUUUCCAUC
Molecule: messenger RNA, 1287 nt
Organism: Myxocyprinus asiaticus (Chinese sucker)
Lineage: Eukaryota; Metazoa; Chordata; Actinopteri; Cypriniformes; Catostomidae
Product: replication protein A 32 kDa subunit-like
Exons: 9
Coding region: 129-953 (274 amino acids)
Biological process (GO): nucleotide-excision repair; double-strand break repair via homologous recombination; DNA replication
Cellular component (GO): chromosome, telomeric region; site of double-strand break; DNA replication factor A complex
Molecular function (GO): DNA binding
Source: RefSeq, a predicted model, not a curated record